Molecule: messenger RNA, 500 nt
Organism: Eptesicus fuscus (big brown bat)
Lineage: Eukaryota; Metazoa; Chordata; Mammalia; Chiroptera; Vespertilionidae
Gene: PLA2G2E
Product: phospholipase A2 group IIE
Exons: 4
Coding region: 1-429 (142 amino acids)
Biological process (GO): negative regulation of T cell proliferation; phospholipid metabolic process; arachidonate secretion
Molecular function (GO): calcium ion binding; phospholipid binding
Source: RefSeq, a predicted model, not a curated record
AUGAAGCCUCCCCCUCUUCUGACCUUCCUUGGCCUCCUGGUGGCCCUGGCUGGCGGGAACCUGGUCCAGUUUGGGGUGAUGAUUGAGAAGAUGACUGGGAAGUCGGCGCUGCAGUACAACGACUACGGCUGCUACUGCGGCAUCGGCGGCUCCCACUGGCCGGUGGACCCCACGGACUGGUGCUGCCAUGCCCACGACUGCUGCUACGGGCGCCUGCAGAAGCUGGGCUGCGAGCCCAAACUGGAGCGGUACCUUUUCUCCGCCAGCAAGAGCAACAUCCUCUGCUCCGGCAGAACUACCUGCCAGCAGCAGACCUGCGAGUGUGACAAGACGGCUGCACUCUGCUUUCGCCAAAACCUGGACACCUACGACCGCAAAUACGCCCAUUACCCCAACAAGCUGUGCACAGGCCCCAGCCCACCCUGCUAAGGCUGUGCCCCCUCCUCCCUGUGGCCCUCUGAGGCCCCAGGCCUGGGGAACAUGGGCACCAAAGGCUCUCC